Molecule: messenger RNA, 342 nt
Organism: Zychaea mexicana
Lineage: Eukaryota; Fungi; Mucoromycota; Mucoromycetes; Mucorales; Lichtheimiaceae
Exons: 4
Coding region: 1-342 (113 amino acids)
Source: RefSeq, a predicted model, not a curated record
AUGGAUCUUGGUGAAAAUUAUAAAGACUUGUGGUCUGUGCGUUUUGCAAAGAUUGUCCGCAAACAUAACUUGACUGUAGCUAAAUCCCAGGUUGACUGGGGUGUGCUGACCACAGCAUUUUUCGAACAUUUAUCCAAAAACCAAUCGGCAACCCCUUCAGAAGCAUCAUCGACAAAAAAUACUACCACCACUAAUAAUACCACCCCAAAACUAAAAGAAGGCGACUAUAAGAAGUUUGACGCGAUUCUCAAUCGCAACACCUUUUGGACACUUAGUACUGGGACGGUGGUGGAAGAUAAAGUUAAGGAGCUUGCCAUCAAACUGUCCAACGAACAAGUUUAA